AUGAUUCGCGCUAUUUUUUGUCUCCUUUCGUUGUACUUUUUGCAAGUUUCGGGCACUUUUAUACGUUGCGGAGGCUCCUCAUCGCAUCGAAGAUUGACAUUUUCCAAUCCAAAAAAGAUUCCAGAGUCGUGUGUGUACAAAUUUAAGCCAACUUCGAGCAAAGUUUGUAUGAUUAAACUGGAAUUUAAUAAAUUUUCGCUCGCACAACCAACAAUUGAGCCGUUUCCAAGUUGUGUUGUUGAUAAAAUGACUGCCGAUGGGAUUAGUUUAUGCGGAGAGAAUCCUGGAGAGCAUAUUUACCUCUCGUACCCUGACACAAAGUCUCGUUCAAUAACUGUAACAUUCAACACAAUGAAUCGCGAAGGAGUUGAUCUUAAAGCGCCGGAAUGGAAUAUCAAGAUGACCCAAAUCGAUUGCAAUGACAAAGAUCUUCCGCCGACACAUUGUUUGCAAUAUUUCACAGCGAGACAAGGCGUCAUCGAGUCUUUCAACUAUCAAUAUGGCAUCGGACCGUAUUUAGGAAACACUUCUUACUCCAUUUGCAUCAAAAAACCCGAAGCUAAAAGCAUCAUUCAAAUCUCUUCAACUUUCUUUGAAAUGUCUUAUGCCGAAGACGAUUUCAACGGAACAGACACAGAUUGUCUUUCUCCUGUUCCUGAACCAUCCCAAUCCGAAGAUUUUCUGCAAAUUCCGGGAUCUGAACUGUCAAAUGGCUUCCGUGUCGAGCGAUUUUGCGGGCGAAGUUUGAUGGCGAAUGCAAUAACAUCGAAAACCACGGGACCUUUUGUGAUGACUUUUAACAGUGACACGCUGUACGACGAGGAUAAGCCCGAAAGUGGUUUCAGUCUCUUCUAUGAGGUCUUGUAG
Messenger RNA from Culicoides brevitarsis, 867 nucleotides. RefSeq lists its product as uncharacterized. The record is from RefSeq and is a predicted model, not a curated record. Lineage: Eukaryota; Metazoa; Arthropoda; Insecta; Diptera; Ceratopogonidae. The coding region runs from base 1 to 867 and encodes 288 amino acids. The transcript has 3 exons.